Messenger RNA from Leptopilina boulardi, 2086 nucleotides. RefSeq lists its product as uncharacterized. The record is from RefSeq and is a predicted model, not a curated record. NCBI's taxonomy places the organism in Eukaryota, Metazoa, Arthropoda, Insecta, Hymenoptera, Figitidae. The transcript has a single exon. The coding region runs from base 9 to 326 and encodes 105 amino acids.
CAUCAUCAAUGGCGUCACCUCAACAUUAUCUUGUUUAUGAUGAGGAAGGCACCACGACGGAUCAUAAAAUGGAAGAAGACGGUCGUCUUGAUUUAGCAACGGAAACGGUAUCAUCAGUGUCAUCAACAAAUCCCGGAACUGGAAUCGGAGUUGGUCUCGGUAUUGGAGUUGGUGGUACUGGUGCCUAUACUGGUGGUGGUUUUGCUGGCUAUUGGCAACAUUCCACAACAACUGGUUAUUUACCAAUAUUUGAUUGGGGAUCAAAUUCUAUUGCCGCUGGAACACAAUCGUUGACAUUUCCCAAAGACGAAAAUCGAAGUCAAUGAAAUUGACUAUAUAUAUAUAUAUUUGUGCAAAAAAAUAAUAGUAUUCAGAAGUAUAGCUUUUUUUGACAACCCACAUAUGAAUUUAAAUAUCGACAGGAAAAAAAAAAUUUUGCUGAACUGAAUUUUCAGAUGUUAUGCAAAAUCGUGUUUUCUACAACAGUGGUUUUUUUUUUAGUUUUAAAAUUAAAGUAAAACAAGUUUUUAAGUAUACAUUUUUGAGGUUCACUAUUCCAGUUAUUCGAUCGAGAUUAAAUUUAAGGAGAUUCGACCCACUAACAUAACCUCAAACAAGUAGUUUUUAACAUAAACUAAAAAUAUAUUUAAAAUUGAUUUCACUUAAAUAAAAAAAGAAGUGAAAUAAUUAUUAUUUAACGACAAAAUUUUUGAUCAAAAUAAUUUAUUUUCAAAAUUGUAUAACUGAAUUUUUCCAAAAUUGGAAAAAAAUUAAUUUUAUUUAUAGUUUUCUUUUUGUAGUUUAAAACAACUUUUUAGUUUGAGGUUAUGUUAAUGGGCUAAGCAUCCUUAAAAAAAAAAACAGAAAAGAUAAAAAUAUCUUAUUUAUAAAAAAACAAACGAUUUUUCCCUCUGAUUUAGGGUAAAAAUUCUAUAAGCCGAAUUAUAAUAUAAUCCGUACACAGACGGAUAUUAAUUAUAUAUAAGGGAAUCAAAAUCAAGUGUAAAUUCUCAAUUUGGAAAUUUGUCUUCGAAAAUAUAAUAUAAAAUACUCUGUGAAAAAAUUUUCAAAAAUGCAAUAUUUCUAUUUAAAAUUUUAUUUUAAAUUUUGAUAAUACCUAAUCAUCCAAAACCUUGUUAUAUACAGAUUUUUCAUUAAAAGAUGUGUACGACUACUACUACUACUAUUAUUAUUAUUAUUAUAUUUAUUAUUAUUAUUAUUUUUAUUAUUAUUAUCAUUAUUACUAUUAUUAUUAUUAAUAUUAUUAUUAUGUAUUAUCAUUAUUAUUAUUAUUAUUAAUAUUAUUAUUAUAUUAACUGUGACUGUGAUGAUUGGGUUUGAAAACUCAUGAAAAAUCAGGUGUAAAAUUUUUUGAUAAAUUUUGCCCCCUAAAGCAAAAAAAAAAAAACUCAUAUGAAUUUCUCGUAAUGCAAAUUUAAUCUUUAUUAGAUUAUUUAUAAUAAUAAUAAUAAACCGAAAUAUAUCAGGAAAUUUAUUAUAUAAAUAUAUAUAUAUAUAAUAAACGACAUAACCGCGCGUUGUAUUAUGGGCUUGUAAAGAUCUUUCGCGAAAUCCUGUAGAUACUUGUAUAGUAGACAGUAAUUUUAUGCGAUUCGAUGAAUGUAUACUAAAUUGUUAAAUUUUUAACAUUAAUAAUAAUAAUGUUAAAUAUAUUCACAGCAAAUACCAAAACAAAAUAAAAAAAAAAAAAAAAAGGAAAAAACAUCUUAGAGUUAAGUUUUCAGUAUAUAUAUAAAUAAGAAAAAUUGCAUCAUUAAUCAAAUGAUGGAAAAUGAUUGUACAGGAAAUUACAUUAUAAUAUUGGUUAGAAAUAUCUUAUAAAUAAAUAAAUAAAUAUAUAUAUAUAUAUUAUAAUAUCAAUAUCAAUAAAUAGUUAUAUAUAUAUAAAAUAAUAUAAAUAUAUAAUAUAUUGUAACCCUUGAAAUAGCAGCGACGAUAUCAGCGGUACUUUUUUUGUUCUUGGAUAUAUUUGUAUGUAUAUCCAAGUAUCAUUUUUCGACGAAGCUAUGUAAAAAGAACUGUAUGAAUAUAAUUCUAGUAUGUGCGAUCUAAUGAAAAAUAAAAA